CGCGUCUCAGCCGAUCAGGUGUACGCCGACUUCACCCGAGGUACGGCUAUCGACGAUUCUUCAAACUCGCGAGAAGAAAGUAGUUUAACAAGUGUUUAGGUAUAAAAUAAACAAAUUCUCUGGUGAUAUUUAUCCUCAGUGCCAUCAUUUUAUACUGUUGUCUUUAUUACGACCUUGGGAACGCUUCAGUGGAGGACACUUUAAUGAUCCAUAAUCUGGUUUGGCAAGUGUCUUUUCUUUGAGGAUGAAAUUCUUUGGGACAUCGUGGAAUAGUCUGCACUCUUCGGCAACAUAUGUGGUUAAUGUCAGUUAUUGAUAGUGAACCUCGGAUGUAAGGCAGUCACUGGGGAUUAAUUGUUAUCACAGCGGAACAGAUUCGUGUAUGAUUGCUUGAGCAGACAUUCUUAAAUGCAGGAUUUUGCACUCCCCACUAGAUUAUCUUAUUCCUCUGCGAACACUGCAGGACAAUUCACUUUGCUGGAAGGGAAUUGGAACUAGUUAGGUGAAUAAAACGCCCUCUGAAACUUUUUAUAGCUUAAUCAAGCUUUUCCCCUCUGAAGAGAUACUCACUUGGGAAAUACAUUGAUGAAAUCUUCUUCAAAGGGUUUUCGCCAUUGCAUUGCCUCUAUAAAGUAAGGUUUGAUUAUCGGGAUUGAAGUUAUUGAACAGUGGAUUAGUUGGUCCAGCUUCGGAAGAACUGGUGAAUAAUCUCAAAAGCCGAUUGUGGAUUGUUACGAGUUCUUAAUAGUUUGACGGAUCGGGGCAAAAGAGUGGAUAUCAACAGCUGUCGUCGCAGGAGAACGGUUUAGCGGCAAACGAUAUCGUCCAAUAAACCUCAGCGUAGAUCGAUCGGCCACAGCCAAUUGGUAUGGUCAUAUUCAAAGAUAUUAACGGUUCAUUGUAAUUCAGCGAUUGGUUCAAGUGUCUUCACUUCGUUCUUGAGAAGGACAGGCCUAAUGCUAUCUGUACUCUGCUUGGAAUGUUUACUUUUCUGACUUAGCUAAAACACAUCAAAGUUAACUGAAUGACAGACUCUGUUUGAUUAAACCUGUGCGUUUUACGAGUCAAUACUUACAUUUUCAUGGUUGAUUUGUGUUCAGGAAACGUUUUCGCGGAUCUGCUGAUAUUUCGGAGGAACGAAAAAAGUUGUUAAAGGAAAUACAAAGUUCACAACUGUCUCUCGUUCAGUGAGAAUGUAUCAUCAACGGAAUGUAAAGUCUACGGAUUAAUGUUUAGGUCAGUAUUGUUGACUUAGUUCACACGGUACUCCGUAAGUAAUGAGCAGGUAACAGAAGCCUUGACCGUACAGUGAGUCUAACUUCGCAUCUAAAAAAAUCACUGUCCUGCUUUCGGAUUAAAGAUGUAAUGAUUUGAGGUUAAGUUAGGUGUGUAGUUGUGCCGUAAGGCUCUCGUGGGUGCAGGAUUGGAACUUUUAUAGUCCAAAUCAAUGCUCAAAUCUAUUCAUAUUGUUUAUCAAUCUUCGAAAUAUCAACAUGCUCAAUACAGUUCAAUACAGGUUUGGAUUACUCAGAACCUCUGAGUGAAAUAUGGAAAACUAUUACUAUUUCUCUCCGGAUUGUCGGGGUCCCUUACCUACCGAGCCCCCGGAGUACAUCGUCUACUCCCCUUCUGCGAACAUCACAUGUACGAACCCUGAGGGAUGCCCUUACGAAGAGGAUUACGUGUACGAAUAUGAUGCCUCGGACUCCUUUAAGAUACCCUUGGAAGAGGUGAUCCCCAGCGGGAUAGUCUACGGAAUCAUUUUAUUGGUCGGGGUGAUUGGCAACGCCUUGGUGAUAUUCUCCAUCGCAAGGUUCCGAAUGAUGCAAAAUGUCACCAAUAUAUUCCUCACCAGCCUGGCAUCGGCGGAUCUCCUUCUUAUACUUAUCUGUGUACCGAUCAAGUUUGUCAAGUUCUUCUCUUACACUUGGGAGUUCGGCCACUUCCUGUGCAAGUUCGUAAACUACAUGACGAAUGUGUCAGCCAUUUGCUCCGUGCUCACGCUAACUUCUAUGAGUGUAGAAAGAUACUAUGCCAUUCUGCACCCGAUGCGGGCCAAGUACAAGUGUACACCUAGCAGAGCAAGACGAGUCAUCAUAGUGUUGUGGUUCCUCUCAUUUGUACUCGCCAUACCAAUACUGAUAGGCCAGCUACAUGAAAAGAUUGGUGUAGACAAUCCUAAACUGGAGGAGCUAGACUUAUACUGGUGCAUCAAGCGGUGGUCCAAAUGCAUAGUAUCCCAGCUGUAUGAGAUCUACAUGUUGUUACUUGUUCUUAUUAUACCUCUCGCAAUCAUGUCAAUGGCGUAUGCGAGCAUCUGUAGAGAGCUAUGGGUUGUGACGUCACAGCGGAUAUCUAUGACCUCAGGAAAUGGUUCUGUGUCCGACAACGAGACGAGUUUUAGCAACAGUGCGUAUGGCGGCAACAGUAGCAGACGACCGAUGCUGAAAAAGAAAGCGCCGGCAGACGAUGAUAAAACACGAAAACAGGUCAUAAAGAUGCUCGUUGCGGUGAUCGUCCUAUUUGGCAUCUGCUGGGGACCAUUCCUGGUCGAUAACGUUAUGGUCGCUUUUGGGUACAUCCCAAUGCUACAUCAUGGACCACUCAAGGCUUUAAGGAUUCUAUUUUCAUUACUAACAUAUGUGAAUAGUUGUGUGAAUCCAGUGGUAUACGCGUUCAUGUCGAAAAACUUUCGCCAAAGUUUUAAGUACGCGUUGUGUUCGUGUAUCCAUGGAAAAAACUACGCGCGCAGGCACCGAUUCGGAACCCAAGCAUCUUUUCAGACAAGAACCACGUCACUCUCGAGAGGGAUUUCACUAAAAACAGAGGUCGAGUAUGACAAGUCUGUCUUCUCGGAUAGUGUGGUCGAAGAUGCUGUGUAAAUUACUAUUAAAUCAGCUGAGGACUGGUGGUAGUGCCUCAACGAGCCCUUACAAAGUACGAAAGUAAAUAUUUCCGUCGCUUUUCAAUGGGAGUUUCUAUGACAUGGCCUCCUCAGUCCUUAGCAGUUUGUUAGAACUACGACGGAGAAUUUAACUCAACAAGGGUGGAUCUGCGUUGAAUACGGGGCAAUCGACAAAACUAGGCGGAUAUCAGUGGUCGUGAUUAUGAUUUCAAGACGGAUACGGGAAGGGAAAAGUCUUCACAGGCUAAUGGAUGAAAGCUUCGGGCAAUUGUACGUGAAAUACGUUUCAGAUAUGCUUCCAUCAAUAUUCUUAAGAAAGGCUUAACAAAUACGCAUGUACGCUACAUUUUCUUUGUUGCCAUUUCUCCUGAUCCUUCUCUAACAAUCUAUCCGCAGUUACUUCUAGCUAAUCAUCAAUUUAUGUUGCAAACUCAUCGCAUUCAAAAUAUGCAAUAAUUUGCCCCCCCCCCCCCCCAAAGGACCUGAACCUCCACCAAGAUAUGACACGGAUAUGACCCACGCAACUCUGAGACAAUAACAUAGGCACGGCAAGAAAAUCCGAAGCCAACGAAACCUCGAAAUGGCUAAAUGUGUGUCAUGUCAGAUUUUCUAUGAAUUCCAACCAUAGAUUUGAUAUACUAGUACCCAGUUGACAGCUGUGGUACUUUAAAGUGAAUUGUAGUACGUGGUAUCGUUGUAUCGUUGUAAAGUACUCUUCAAUCAUGCUAAUGUGGCGAUUUUUAUUUUUUAAUGUGAUACCGAACAAAUUAUCUGGCAUGUACAUUUUUCAUUUUAAAAGGUUUGUCAUCAAAAAAAGCUACAGUAGCGACAACGUACAUCAGUGACCAUUCUGAUAACCACUCCUGACCACUUUCUAUUUCAUUACUGUGUUCGUCGUCUUCAACGUAUUUGAUCAUGAUUUGUCAUGAAGUCAUAUUUCUCGCAAGUUGUGUUCCUGGUGAGUCCUGUCUUUCUCCAGUCUGCUCUAUCACCAAUCUGCAUGUCAGGGCAAAGAAUGCUUGCAGCAUUUGUUUGGUCAAUUCACCGCUUCUUUAUCGAACAUCUACUCAACAGGAGCGUGUUGAUGGUGAAUGCGCCAUCUCACCGGAGUUAACCUCACUUCCAUUCAUCGCAUACCGUGUACAACAGAGACAUUCCCCUCUUACGGCAAUGGGGGCCGAAUCAAAUCAUCAACCAGUUGUUCGCCGUUCGAAUGUUUGACGUGAUUAGUUGAAGUCCCACGCGAUCUUGCCUGUCAGUAACCCUUUCUUUGUUAUGUUAUCCAUAGCUUGUUUUUUCUUUUUCAUGUCUGUACAAAACUAUUUCUUCCCGUAUUCGAGUCACAAGCAACAAAUUAACAGAAAAAUAAUGGCUAGUUCGUGUCUCGUCCGCAGUAAUGAGUUGGUUCUUGUGUUUUCAAAGGACGUCGUAUAAUUGCACAAAAUAUGUCGAAUAUGUUCCGAUCGGUGUCGUGAUUCCUAUUCAACAAUGGACUAAUGUUUAUCAACAGACAAUCGUUAUUAUCAGCGAAUUUUAUCGCUUAUUGUAUCUCCACUUGAUUGGCCGACAUCAGGUUGGGAAAAUAUCAUUCGUCGGGCAAGAAUAUCAUGUGAAUUUUUUAUUUCAGGACCGAAUCUAGUCUCCAUCAGCUACAGAGCUGGAGAUUUGGUGAAAACGUCUCAUUGGGGGAAUUAUACGUCUAUAGUACAUUUCAUGAGAAUUGCCUACGGCAGCUUUAACAGUGUUUCGUAUCAAACCACAUGAUCUAUGUUUUGACCGAUCUGGCAAAGAUAUUAGAUACUCCUGACGGCAAUUCUGUUUCAGAUUAACGAAAGUCUGUCACUAGACUGAAUCUCCGGAGGGGCCAGCAUUAAUGGGCGUGGACGGGCGAUAUCGUUAUUAGCCAGGUAGAAAACCUACAAAGACUUCUGCCAAGAGCAUGGUUCAUCUUAAAAGAUUACAAAGUGUGGUCACCAAAAUACAAGUUUAGCCACCGUCAACAUCACAUGGUUAACAAAUCCUACCUGGUACUAGUAUCGAAAGUGAUUUUGAAGACCAAGUUUUUUGGGCGUUUUUAAACCUAUUUGUAGAGGACAGAGAUUCCCCCUGGUAUUGAUUUUAUAUACAUAUCUUGUAUAUACUGUAUUUUCAUUGGAUGUGAAGUGAUAAAUGUUUGGGAUAUUUUGUAUAUAAACGUAAUAAAGAAUAAAAAUACGUGGUAUAAAA
Molecule: messenger RNA, 5131 nt
Organism: Lineus longissimus
Lineage: Eukaryota; Metazoa; Nemertea; Pilidiophora; Heteronemertea; Lineidae
Product: QRFP-like peptide receptor
Exons: 6
Coding region: 1548-2882 (444 amino acids)
Biological process (GO): G protein-coupled receptor signaling pathway
Cellular component (GO): plasma membrane
Molecular function (GO): neuropeptide Y receptor activity
Source: RefSeq, a predicted model, not a curated record